CUUGAAGUCGGUUAAAGAUGUUUCUCUCUUCGCGGUACUACGCGUCUCCUUCUAGCGGUCGUGUAAACGUAGCGUUACGUUGGAAUUUCGUCGCGCCCGACUCUCCGAAUGUCGUAUCACAGCUCGCGAUCGUGAUUAUUCUUGCGCGACCGAGUUCGUAUCGCAGUUGACGAGUCUUCGCUACAACAUAUACGCAUUACAUGAUCGAAAUUAUUUGACGAUCCGACAUUUUGAACGAGAAGGAAACUCUCUGCUUGUACGUAUUCUUAUAUUUGAUGAUUGGGCAAUUCUCACAACUACAAUAAGCUUUACUGCUUGAGCUUUUGUGUGCCAUUGGAGUCUUAAUUAUACGAUAUUAAUCAGGAGCCAAAAUGGCGUCAAUGCGUAGCGUGGAUGGUUAUAUUGAAAUUUAAAAGAUAGCUGUUUGGUAAUUGUGUGCGACGAAGUUAGAAAUCGCACGAUACCGCAAAGUUUCGAAUAUCGUUCCCGACGGACCGGCUGAAUGCAUAGUUCAUCGAUAUCUCACUCCGAGAGAGUAAUAGUCGCGAUUCGCAUUCGCAUGAUCCGUUAUCACGUGCAUGAUUUACAACGUUUGAAUUCGUGACUUCGCGUUCGAUUCGUAUCAAACAGACGCUUUCGCCCAAGUACAGUAUAUUCGCUUUCUUCAACUGACGAUCUUAAGAUGAUUGAGAAGGUCGCCUCACUACAGGAUACGGAGAAUAAUAAGGAUCGUCAGAGCCGACUUUGUCUUCUGUUCUGCAUUCUUUCCGUGUUACGUAAUCAAUCUGUAGAUUCCACGUCGAUCAAACGUUCUCCAGCCGAACAAUUACACGUCUUUGCCUUCCCGAGCGCAACAUUUUCGAAAGGAAUUGUUAAAUAUCGAAGUUUCCAUGCGAAGGACCGGUCUUAUGAAGCAGACAGAAACAUCCUGAUCGGUACCGAAAGCGGAAUAUCAGCUUGCAUAUAUAGUAGAUAUUGCAAGAAAAUAAAUAAAAGGGGAGAGCUCGAUCGAAGAAAGAAGCGGAAGAAGAAAAAGAUGAAGAAGAAGCAGGAUAAAAAGAGGAGGAUAAGAGGAGAGCGUGACGAGAAGCACGAGGGGCCUCGCAUAUACGGUCGCGUGAGAUAGCCGCAUCAUUCCUUG
Molecule: messenger RNA, 1141 nt
Organism: Acromyrmex echinatior (Panamanian leafcutter ant)
Lineage: Eukaryota; Metazoa; Arthropoda; Insecta; Hymenoptera; Formicidae
Source: RefSeq, a predicted model, not a curated record